GUCAUGGGAUCUAGCUGCUACCGGACGGACAACUGUGUGCUGUGCAUAGUGAGAACAUAUUUGAGUUAGCGAUUGUGUCUGACACAGGAAUCGGCGUGACAGGUGUCACACUUAUAGCAUCUGCUUCAGUCACUGAUUAUAAACAAGAUGAACAAAUACAGAAAACAGAUGGCAGAGCAGUUCCUGAGUCAGGCCCUGGGCAUCAUCUGCCUGCUGACCGGAGAGGAAUAUGUCAUUGUGAAGAAGGGGCCCUCCCUCAGCAGCAUUCACCUGCAGAGCGGAGAGGUGCCUAUAAAGUGUGAUGAUGUUGCUGUGUAUUUCUCUAUGGAGGAGUGGGAGUAUAUAGAGGGACACAAGGAGCUUUACAAGGACGUCAUGCUAGAGACUCACCAAGCACUAAGGACUAUGGAGAUCCCAGGAAAUGAGAGCUCAGAAUCAACGGGUCACAGAGAUGAAAAUCUAGACACAGGAACACAAGGAGAACUUGUACAGAAUAUUCAGCCAGUGGAGACCCCAUCAGACGUCUUUGCAGAACUAACAGGUCACAGUAAUGAAAAUCUAGAUACAGGAUCACAUGGGGACCUUGUACAGAAUAUUCAGCCAUCAGAUGUAUCUGCAAGUGACUUUAAUACUGACGUAGAUGUUAAAACAGAAGAUCAGCUGGAAGCUCCAAUGCAGGAAAUGAGUGACAGUGACAAUGCAGGUGAAAAUGAUGCUAAGAUUUCAUGUAACACAGAACAAACAGAAGAUCAGUGGCUAAGUAAUAUGCCAGAAGCUGCAGAGCAGGACACAUGUGACAAUAUAAGUACAGAUGAAUUCACAAACUGCAAUAAUCCUAGUCAUGAUCAGAGUGCAGAUGCUUCUUUACAUCUUCUGCAAAAUCAAAGAAGCCACGUGGGAAAUAUAUGUUAUGAAUGUGGGAAAUGUUUUUUUAAGAAAUCACAUCUUUGUAAACAUCUAAAUAUUCAUACAGGAGAAAAGCCAUUUUCCUGUCCUAUAUGUGGUAAUUUUUUUAACUAUAAAAAGAAUCUUGCUGCUCAUCAGAAAAUUCAUACAGCAGAAAAAGGAUUUUUAUGUUCUGACUGUGGGAAAUAUUUUACUCGAAAAUCACAUCUUAUUGAUCAUCAGAAAAUUCACACAGGAGAUAAAGAAUUUUCAUGUUCUGAUUGUGGAAAAUGUUUUAUUCUGAAAUCAAAUCUCAUUAGGCAUCAGAAAAUUCAUACAGGAGAGAAAGCAUUUUCAUGUUUUGACUGUGGGAAAUAUUUUACUAGAAAAUCACAUCUUAUUGAUCAUCAGAAAAUUCACACAGGAGAUAAAGAAUUUUCAUGUUCUGACUGUGGAAAAUGUUUUACUCAGAAAACAACUCUUAUUAAGCAUCAGAAAACUCAUACAGGAGAGAGAGCAUUUUCAUGUUCUGACUGUGGGAAAUGUUUUACUCAGAAAUCGCAUCUUCUCAGCCAUCAGAAAAUUCAUACAGGGGAGAAAGGAUUUUCAUGUUCUAAAUGCGGGAAAUGUUUUAUUCAGAAAACAACUCUUAUUAACCAUCAGAAAACUCAUAUUAAAAGAAAUCGGAGUUUAACCUCCUAAGUACAGAGGGUGGUAUGUAGUCAUCACCCACACAAUACCAAGUGCUGAUGAUGACUGCAUGUAACUCCCUGGGGCAUGCAGUUUUGGAGCUCUUUGAGGCCCCUUCUGCACCUCAAGCAUUUAUGGGAUAUGAGAAAUAUCAAAAGUGUUCUCGGGGACACAAUUGAAAGAAUGUACUUGAAUAGCACUC
Bombina bombina (fire-bellied toad) is the source of this 1777-nucleotide messenger RNA. RefSeq names its product oocyte zinc finger protein XlCOF7.1-like. Bases 148 to 1587 code for a protein of 479 amino acids. The record is from RefSeq and is a predicted model, not a curated record. The transcript is spliced from 9 exons. Gene Ontology annotation, molecular function: RNA polymerase II cis-regulatory region sequence-specific DNA binding; DNA-binding transcription factor activity, RNA polymerase II-specific. Gene Ontology annotation, biological process: regulation of transcription by RNA polymerase II. NCBI's taxonomy places the organism in Eukaryota, Metazoa, Chordata, Amphibia, Anura, Bombinatoridae.